GCUUGUACGCAGCACCAGCACCAGUGGGCGUUUGUUGUACAGUCCUAUCAUAAGAGCUGCAGUGGGUCAUAUGACAGGCAUUAUCUUUACAUGACUGAACGAAAUUUUAAGCUUCGUUUGAGCAGGAAUUCUUUCAAUCGCCCUCCCAGACCCAACAGACCAACCGCCAGGAGACCCAACUAAGCGGGAAAAAGAAAUCUUCCAGAAUGAGCAUCUCCAAAAGUCACUGUGAGGGAAAAGAUAACCCACUGUUGCAGUAUGUCCUCAAUCAUUCCAUGAGGGAGCAUCCGGCCCUGAAAGAACUCAGACUGAGGACAAUGGAACACUCCUGGAACAUCAUGAUGGUCGCCUGUGAGCAGUCGCAGUUCAUGGCCAAUAUGGCAAAACUAAUAGGAGCCAAGAAGGCAUUAGAGAUCGGCGUCUACACAGGUUACAACACUCUGAGCAUUGCACUGGCUCUGCCUGAUGAUGGUGUCGUGGUGGCAUGUGAUAUCAGAGAGGACUACCCCAACAUCGGCAAACCCUUCUGGAAAGAGGCUGGAGUUGAGAAAAAAAUUGAUCUACGCAUACAGCCAGCAUUGAAAACUCUGGAUGAUCUCCUGGCUGCUGGCGAAGCUGGAACAUUUGACUUUGCCUUCAUCGAUGCAGACAAAGUCAACUACGACAACUACUUUGAAAAGUCUCUGCAGCUGUUAAGGAAAGGAGGCAUUAUUGCUAUUGACAAUGUGCUGUGGGGUGGUAAGGUGGUGAAUCCUUCCCCAGACGACGCAGACACUGUGGCCAUUGACAAGCUGAACAAGAAGUUGCACAGAGACAUUCGGAUCAGCCUGAGCAUGCUAACUGUUGGAGAUGGGUUGACACUGGCUAUCAAACUAUAGAAAAGGUGUCUAAUGAGUGCAAUGAUUUAUGGUGCUUAAGAGGGUGGUGGCAAUACUGGGACACUGUUACCUUAAGGUUAAUUAUAAUGUGGAGGAUGUGAUGGUAGCUUAAGCAUAUGUAUUAGGUUCUAGGCUCAUAUCACUGAAGGUUAAUGUGGGAAUUAUGGAACACCUUAUUUUUAUGUCAUUUCUAUAAUGGUAGUUCAUUCCCUGUAACAAGACUAAUUGCAACAUUUGAAUAAAACUUGAUUAAAAAAACUAAAAACUAUUAAAAUAAAACUAAACCCA
Thunnus maccoyii (southern bluefin tuna) is the source of this 1166-nucleotide messenger RNA. Its product is annotated as catechol O-methyltransferase domain-containing protein 1-like. NCBI's taxonomy places the organism in Eukaryota, Metazoa, Chordata, Actinopteri, Scombriformes, Scombridae. The transcript is spliced from 7 exons. The record is from RefSeq and is a predicted model, not a curated record. Bases 207 to 878 code for a protein of 223 amino acids. Gene Ontology annotation, molecular function: S-adenosylmethionine-dependent methyltransferase activity; O-methyltransferase activity.